Messenger RNA from Zophobas morio, 1534 nucleotides. RefSeq names its product plasma alpha-L-fucosidase-like. Gene Ontology annotation, molecular function: alpha-L-fucosidase activity. Bases 112 to 1470 code for a protein of 452 amino acids. The transcript has 6 exons. Gene Ontology annotation, cellular component: lysosome. NCBI's taxonomy places the organism in Eukaryota, Metazoa, Arthropoda, Insecta, Coleoptera, Tenebrionidae. Gene Ontology annotation, biological process: glycoside catabolic process; fucose metabolic process. The record is from RefSeq and is a predicted model, not a curated record.
CAAUAACAUGACUACUUCCAGUACUACGUUCGGUUCCAUUAAACAAUAAAGCAGCUGCUGAUACCGCUUCCUUCUCGUUUAAAUACAUCAAGUAUUUAAAAUAAUUGCUUAAUGAUGUUGUUUUUAUUGCUGUUAACACUGUGUGGAUCUUUGACACAAAUCUCGGCGCAGUAUGAUCCAACAUGGGACAGCUUAGACAGUCGACCUUUGCCUGGUUGGUACGAUAAAGCAAAGAUCGGAAUUUUCCUUCACUGGGGUGUUUAUUCGGUUCCUAGUUUUGGAAGUGAAUGGUUUUGGUUUAGAUGGCAAGGAGACAACACAUACACAUAUGUCAAAUUUAUGGAAGAGAACUAUCCACCCACUUUUACCUAUCAAGACUUCGGGAAAGAAUUUACGGCCGAAUUUUUUGAACCGGAAGAAUGGGCAAACUUAUUUGUAAAAUCUGGCGCAAAAUAUGUUGUGUUGACAAGCAAACAUCAUGAAGGUUAUACUCUGUGGCCUUCUAAAUAUGCCUACAGUUGGAACGCUGAAGACGUUGGUCCACAUAGGGACCUUGUAGGAGAUCUGGCUAAUGCUGUUAGACAAACGGAUCUUCAUUUUGGGCUAUAUCAUUCACUGUUUGAGUGGUUUCAUCCACUUUAUAAUGAAGAUAAAACUAAUAACUUUACGACUUCCACAUUCGUCGAUACUAAAAUCAUACCUGAAAUGAAGGAGCUGAUCAAUACGUAUCAACCAGAAGUUCUGUGGUCGGAUGGAGAUGGUGAAGCUCCAGAUUCAUACUGGAAAUCUACAGAAUUUUUAGCUUGGCUUUAUAAUGAAAGUCCUGUAAAGGAUAUUGUUGUAACAAACGAUAGAUGGGGAUCUAACGUAGGGUGCAAACAUGGAGGAUUCUUUACUUGUGCUGACAGAUACAAUCCAGGUCAUUUAUUACCACACAAAUGGGAAAACUGUAUGACAGUAGAUAAAGUUUCUUGGGGCUACAGACGAAACGCAGUAUCAAGGGAUAUAUUAUCAAUUCAUGAAUUAAUUACUACUCUCACAGAAACCAUUAGUUGUGGAGGUAAUAUUUUGAUUAACGUCGGACCGACAAAAGAAGGUACAAUAAUCCCAGUUUUCCAAGAACGUUUGUUGCAACUUGGAGAAUGGUUGUCCAUUAAUGGAGACGCAGUUUAUGAAAGUAACGCGUGGUCUGUGCAGAAUGAUACAUUAACUUCUGGUGUAUGGUACACUGCUAAAGAGCCAGUUGUAUAUGCAAUUGUUCUGAAUUGGCCAGAUGAUAAUCUUCUGAAACUUGGCUCAGCAAAUUCACUUUUCAGCACUGAUGAUACGCAAGUUGUGCUCUUAGGGAACGACGAUUCACCACUUUCAUGGCAAUCCGUAGAUGAUCAAGUGAAUAUCGCUUUCCCAGAUAAAGCAACUGUAACCAGCGAAUGGGCCUGGGCUCUUAAAAUAACUCCAGGGUCAACAUAAUAAAAAAUAUUAUUAUAGCCUUGUAAUAAAACGAAAUAAAUUUAUAAUAUGAGCGCACUAUAAA